AUGGCAGGGUGGUUAGAUCUCGUCUCGGACUCCACAGGCUGGACCUUGGUAGACACUGGACGAUUGGAUGAUCUAAUACAAGAAAUGAGCCACCCCAGUACCCAAUUUCCUUCGGUCGUAUAUUUUGCAGGAAAUGGCAGCCGGGUCAAGGCGCUUCGCGCCCUCUUCCCAUACAACAACAUUACUCGCAGAGGAUCAGCUGGUCUGGCUCGACUGCAUUUGAGCACAAGAACUGCAAACACCGAGCAUCCUGUUCUUUUAGUGGAAAGCAGCAUAUCCAGUGUUUCCGGGGUCGGUGAAUGCGAUCUGCGCCGCUGGUCAUCGGACAAUCUUCGACGAUAUCACAUUCUUCAAGACCGGUCUCGACGAGUAUCGGAGAUGCAGCAGCAAGUUAUUUCGCAGAUGCUCUUGCCAUGGACAAAUCUGUUCUGUGUAUUCGUAGAUACUAACUCUGAGAUUCGCGACGCCUGUCAGCUCCUCAAAAGAUACCACCGGACUGUCACAAUCGGCUCCGAGCCCACGGCAGAUUCAAUGCGUAUUGUGAUAGUUCUUACAGCUGCUCAAGAUUCUGAAAUUGGUGAUAUUUCUGAAGUUUCCCAUGAGUUUCAGUCGGCUGGGAUAACUGGUGUGAAUAUCACAAUCCUAGACCUACGUGAUCGGUAUGAGUUAUCCCCAACAGCAGCUUUUGAGCCAUUGCGCAGUCUCAUCUUGAAUGGAACACGAGACAUCCGGGCAGAACAGAGCCGCCAAGGGUUAUCUUUCUCGGCUACACACUUAAAUACCCUCUGGACGCGAACCCUGCGCCUAGAAAUUGGGUCCUCGGACGCUACUGUUUUGGACUGCCUUGAAGUUGCGCGGGAGAAUCACCGGCUGCAUAAUAUUCAGACAGAAUGCUUAUUCGAGUUCAUAAACCAAGCAAACAGUCACGCUUAUUCCCAAGAUGGAAUUCAUAAUUUUAUUGCAUCGGCGUUGUUGAUGAAUGCCUACCCACCUGGAAUGCAUGGCUUUCAUCCAGGCAUCGUUUUUAAUACUCUUUAUCGCUGGCACUGUUUGGAAGCAUGGCGUACUCUGGGGAAUAACGACGAGGACCAACAUUGCAAUGCCGUGUUUGCUGAUUUUACGCGGCUCUUCCGUUCAAUGGGUCCAAGCAGGUCCUCUGCAAGUAUCAGAAGGGAUUCAUUACAUACUUAUUACCUUCAAUGUAAUGGGUCAAGUUCAACAACGACUUGUUUCUUUUGCUUGUGUCGAUCACCAGAACAUAUGCUAGGGUGCCGGCAUGCAAUCUGUGAUACCUGCGUUGUGAUUUUUGGGACUCCAAACAAAAGCGCUGAAUAUCGCUUUGACAUUAUGAAGUGUCCGUUAUGCCACAAUACUUCUCAUCUGACGAUCCGUCAACUACCGCCCACGAAACGACCCCUGGUGCUUAGUUUGGACGGUGGUGGGAUCCGAGGCAUCAUUCAGCUGGGUCUCCUACGUGCACUGGAAAAGCGACUUGGGCAUGGAAUGCGCAUACAUGAUGUAUUUGAUCUAUCUGGAGGGACAAGCAUGAACUCGUUCGUGCGAUACUGGCCACAGGCUUUUUAUUCUUCGAAUUGGACGAAAUACCUAUCAAAAAGCAAGGAAGCUUCUAUUGUGAAGGUUCAAUUCUCUGUUCAAGUCAUGAUGCUGGUCAUUUGA
Molecule: messenger RNA, 1677 nt
Organism: Penicillium brevicompactum
Lineage: Eukaryota; Fungi; Ascomycota; Eurotiomycetes; Eurotiales; Aspergillaceae
Exons: 3
Coding region: 1-1677 (558 amino acids)
Biological process (GO): arachidonate metabolic process
Cellular component (GO): membrane
Source: RefSeq, a predicted model, not a curated record